Fonsecaea nubica is the source of this 2349-nucleotide messenger RNA. RefSeq lists its product as hypothetical. Bases 1 to 2349 code for a protein of 782 amino acids. The record is from RefSeq and is a predicted model, not a curated record. The transcript has a single exon. NCBI's taxonomy places the organism in Eukaryota, Fungi, Ascomycota, Eurotiomycetes, Chaetothyriales, Herpotrichiellaceae.
AUGGCCUCCAUCAUCGUACCCAAUGCUCUUCCUACCACUGCCGAAGGUUCCAGCUUUGACAAGCUGCCCAAAGUUGAGGUCAAGUCUGUGGUGGAGGAUCCUUUACUUGCAAGUCGGCCCAAGUUUGAACUGAUUCCGCAAGUUUCCAUCAAGUCCGUUCCCGAAGAAAGCAAGUCAGAGGCGUCCGAUGAUGCUGUCAACACCUUGAUCUGCGCCCAUGCCCCCGUCCGCUCAACUUAUCAUAGGGAGGCUGUCUCCUUCCGUUCGGAUAUCCAAGUGCAUCUCAGAUCGGUACAGAAGACCAGCGACGAUAUGCUCUUCAGAAUCCGGGAGAUAGUCGAAAGUCUCGACAAAGCAACCCAUGAGAAGCUCCUCCACAAAGAGCAGUACGACAGUUUGUGCCAGAGAUACAAGGAUGUCACCGCCCGGUUUGAGAUCUCCACUCAAGAGUGCGUCACGUUGAGGACCAGACUCUACGAGAUGUCAAAAGCACGAGAUCGUGCCGAGAUCGAGCUCGAAGCUUUGAGUGGUCACCUCCUCGAGAAGGAGCACGAAUGUAUGGAACUCAAGGAAGAGACGAGCGUUCUCCACAAACAGAUUGUGUCCAUGGAGGCAACGUUGGUGGACAUCACUUCCAGACUGGUUGAGGCCGAAGCCACCUCUCGGAUCCGCCUUGAGGAGUACAACGCCGCCGUCAAAGAGCUCGAGAUCCUGAAAGCUUCCAUGUCUGUCCUCUUCACAGAAAAGGAGACCUUGGCCACGGAGCUCGCAAUCACACGCAUGCAGUUCAAGGAAGUUUCCUCCAAGCUUGAAGUGAUCAAACAGAAAUUCAUCAGCAUCGAGCACAAGUGUGGCUCUCUGGAAACGGAACUCAGGUCGAUCAAGGAAGAACUCAUCAAGGCGAAAGAGGCAAGAGAUAAGGCCAUUGCAGAGCGCAAGGAGGCUAUCCAUGAGCGUGACCUGGCGGUCCAACGUAUGGACGAGGCGAUCGAGGACAGGAAUGGUGCUAUUCGAGCGCGGGACAGUGCCAUCUUCGACUAUCAGAGUGCAAAGACCGAGCUGGUCCGGGACCAAACCUUGCUCAAGGACUACCAGCUGAACUUGGAAACGCUACAAUAUCGAUUCGAAAUUGUCAUCAAGGAGCGCGACUAUGCCGUGCAUAGCCAAUCCAGCCUUGAGCAUUUUCGGGACGAGCUUGUUGAGCAACUCAAGGAGGCAGACGGCCGGGCUCAUCACUUCAAGAUCGAGUUCGAGAAGGCUGUCGAGGCUAAGCAGCAUGCCCAGAAUGACGUCCAAAGCACCCUGAAGAAAAUGGAAGACCUACGCCAUGACAAGGACGUCCUUGUCAUCGAGCGAGAACAGCUCUACAUUCAGUUGAAGGAGUCCGAGGCUCGACGGAACGAAGCAAUUGCCAAGGAAUCCAAGGCAUUUGAAGAACUUCUUGAAGCCACCCAAGAGUGUGCAAGGAUGACAAAGAAGUAUGAGGACAUGGAAGAUGAGUACCAGAAGGCCGACAAAGAGCGCGCUAUCCUUGAUGAGAAACUCAAGAUCAUUGAAGCCGAGCUCAAAGCUGCCAAGGUGAAAGAGGCCUUGAUGGCUGACCAGCUCGAGCACGCCAAGGCAGACGAGAUCAAGGCACUCCGGGAGCGGAAUGAGAUGGCUGAAAAGCUAUCGGUGUCCGAAGAGCUCAACAAGACACUGAAGCAACAAAAAGAUGAGAUGGAGAGGCAGCUUCAGGCCAAGAUCAAAGAGCUGGAAGGCAAGUUGGUGCAGAGCGGAGAUGAGAGCACCACGCUCAAAGCCAAGAUCGACACACUCGAGAAGGCCUGUACAAAGGCUGAAGGCGAGAGGGACAACAAGAUCAGAGAGCUCGAAGACACGAAGCACCAGGCUGCCGACCAAAAGAACAAACUUGACAAAGAGAUUGUGGAUCUCAAGAACAACGUCGCAGAAGCCCAGAAGAAGGAGCGCGAGACUGAUAAGAUGCUGCAAGAGAAGGCUGGCGAGCUUGAGAAAGAGAAGGGAGCCAUGAAGAACUAUUCUGGCAAUGGUGAAGUGAGAGGCAACAUCUGGGUGAAGAACAUCAAUUACGGCACAAUGCGUCUCCCGGACAGCCACAAGGCAUACAAGAUGGCUCUUGACCGCUUCUACAAUUCAAAGGCCACUCCACUCAGAGCAGACAACAAAGUCCUCGGCUGCGAUCCUAACCCUGGUGUUCAGAAGACCUUGAUUGUACGCUGGGCUCAAAAGGACAAGGAAGGCAAAUGGGAAGACAAGAAGGCUCUCUUUGUGUGGGAGCGAGGCUUGACUGGUGAUGAGAUUGACUUUCCUGUCGUCGGAAAGGUUUAA